Molecule: messenger RNA, 1545 nt
Organism: Arctia plantaginis
Lineage: Eukaryota; Metazoa; Arthropoda; Insecta; Lepidoptera; Erebidae
Source: the annotation of a GenBank genome assembly
AUGAACCGAACAGUAUCAAUGGGAUUCAAACACUCACUUGAAAUUCUGCUGACUACCGCAGAACAGAGUUCCGCCAUACAUUAUUAUACAAUAUGCUUACGACGUGUCGUGCCUAUGGGGUUCCAUGAAGCUCGACACUCGGUACAACGUCGACAGGCCUACGAUGACAUCAACUAUGAUGACAACCUGCUAGCUGAUGAAGCGGGAGAAGAAGAUGCACAAAAUGAUACAGAUUUUAGAGAUUCAUCACCAAAUCCGGUGGUAAAAGAACCCGCGAUCAUAGUUACAGCACCCUCUAAUUAUGAGGUUAAAGUCGGAGGAGAACAACGCCUGGCCUGCGAGGUGUCACCAAAUGGUACGGUGGUUACGUGGUAUAAGGACAAUAUCCAGUAUUUCCUUGGUAAAAUACCCUUGCAACGGGAGGAGACCAGAUAUUCUAUUGUUCCCAACACAACAGAUUUGAACAUCAAGAACGUUCAGGUAUCUGAUAGUGGUACAUUCAGGUGUGAGGUGCUACAAAACGUACCUGUCGCCAUAAACCACUCGCUUCUGGUCACCGAAAAACCAAAAGUUGUCAAUAUAACAGCUACAAACGGUGGGGUCGUUGGUGAAGGUCGGGAGUUGUUGCUCACAUGUCAGGUGACCGGUUCUCCAGUCCCGACUGUCAUGUGGUCUUUAGCCAAGAAUAAUGAGAACGUACGUCUAUCAGAGAAGGACGGCGAAUUCUCAGUGAACGGUAAUGUUUACUCCAUGUACAUCAAGAGUGUGAAGAGAGAGCAGGCUGGCACGUACUACUGCUACGCCAUCAACAAGGUUGCCCACGAUCAAGGAGAGAUAUCAGUCAUUGUCAACCCCAAACCGCGAGUGCACGUCACCAAGGCUGUUGUGAACUCUGAUCUGAAAAUUGAUGCUGUCCUGGAAUGCGCCGCUCAUGAGGAACCCAGACCCCACAUUCACUGGUACAAGGAUGGCAGGCUCAUUGAAGAUGGCGCUUCUAACUUCAAGAUCAGCACCAGUGGCUCUAACUCCAACCUGACUGUAUCACCAACUGUUGAUGAGGACUUUGGCACUUUUACUUGCGAGGCUGAAAACAACUACGGCAAGCAUAACAGGUCGAUAGAGCUGGUACAAAGCCCUGUGGUGGACGGCUUGGAGGUGGACGGCACCAAAUUAUCCUGGACAGUGCACUCGCAUCAGCCUCUUGAAGAGAUGGAAGUACAGCUCAGAUCUUUCAGUGAGAACGGAGACGGUGAAUGGAGACGACUGGCCGUCCCUCUGCCAGAAGGCAAGCACCACAAGUACGACAUCUCGUAUCUUCUAGAAGAUAAACAGCUGGAGACUGGUGAUUAUGAAGCCAUUGUCAAAGUGAAGAACACCAAAAGCUGGGGCAGUUCCAGUGAGCCUGCGAUUGUUAAAAUUGAAGAUGAUCAGCCACAGUACAUCCAGCACGCUUCAGUAUUCCGCAAAAACUCAGCGCAUUCUAUCCGGCCACUGUACACCAUGCUAUCUACAAUCCUCAUGUACCUCCUCGUACGAAUGUUUUAA